UUCACCUAAAGAGUUUAGGCUGUCUGCUAUAAAUUGCCAUGCCUUUAGUAUGCUUGGGAUGCACAUCAGAAAUUUGGUAACUGAAGACUUAAAUCCACGUAAUUAGAUGUCAAACUGUUCUCAGUCUGUAAGGGUUCUUGGACAUUUGUUUUACUUAAUGGUUUAGCUGGUCUUUUAUGAUAAAAAGUAUUGAGGAGGAUUUCUUAGUGCAUAAAACAAGCUAAAAUGUCCUAAUGUUUGCACUAUUAGAGUGAAGCUGUUUAUGUUUCUCCUUUCUUUCCUUACUGUCUCUCAAAUAUAUCAGUUACAUAUCUCUUCCUCUGUGCUUCUAGCACCUUUUUGCUGCAUUUUACCACCUUGAUUAGUCAUCUGCCUUUUAGACCUGAAUAGGUAAAGCAGUGAAACAUUGCGAAGAGCACUUUAUUUAACCAUGCUGUUUACAUAACUCUUUUUUUUUUGCCUUGCAGAAAAAAAAUUAGAAGUCACCCAUUGCAAAGAAAUGACCAUUGGGUUGUUUUUUGCUUUUGUCAAAGUAAUGAAACAAUGCAAAGUAGCUUGUUUUCUCAACCAUUGUCUUCUUUCUUGAAGUAAACUCUAGGAAGUGACAAAAAAGAAAAAAGCUGUACGUAGGAUAUAAAAUGUUGAUAGGAAGGAAGACUAAGAUACACUUCUGUCGUUUCCCCAGAUUUAUUUUGAAGUUGUAAGAGAAAUCUUGUUUUCUGAUUUAGUAACUAAUAAAGAGUUCUGAUGGGGUAGCUAUUGAACAGUGGAAAGACCCAUGGGAUUUUUGCCCUUUAAUCCAAAGCUGUAACAGCAAAUAUAGGUAAGCCAACAGCUGUUUGCUGUUGAUACAUCAGUGUACUUAAGUGUGUAUUACCUUCAUUUUAUAUAAUGUGGGUGACAUUUGAACUGCUGUUUCUUGAAAUGCUGAUGGAAAUAGGUAAUAAGGUAGUGUGAACUAUUAAGUAUAGAGAGAGCAGUUAUUCUGGAAUGUUCAAAACGAGCUGGAGCUAAUUAUUUAAUCUUGAAUAAUUACAAGGUAGCAUGAAUAUGCUUAGAAUAAAAGUUUUGCUUCUUUCUCCUAUGAAAGAAAUUCCUUUGAAAGGAAGGAGCUUGAGAAGUGCCAAAACCACUGUCUUGUUCACCUGCAUGGUAGAAAGGAGGCAUCCCCAGAAAUGAGGCAUGAGUGGUGAGGAGCCUCGAGAUUCCCCACUGAAUUUUUGAUAUUCAGAUGAAGUUCUUGUAAAGGGGCUGUUAAGGCAGCUUAACUCUAUGUGUUUUCAUAUCACUAGAACCUAUAAGCUAUUCGGAAAAGCUUGGUUAAGAAAGAUGACCAGAUUGCACUGUAAUGAAGAUUGAGGGUUUUAUUUCAGUUUGGGAGAUUAAUUAAAUACUUGUGUAUCAAAGAAGGAUUUGAAAUUACUAGCAUAGGAAGGAUAUCUUGUCUACUGUUAAAAGCACGUGAAAAUGGUUAAAAGUGGAUGCUAGUACAAGCAAGAAUUCUGUCAUUAAGCGGGCUACCCCUACAGUACAGUGUAUUGUACAGCACAAAUACUGGAAGAAUUCUGCCAAAGAAAAGGAUUUGAAGAUUGGUGAUAAUAUGAGUAAGAGGGGAAAAAAAUCUCUUAUGAAGCCAUUGGUAAGACCAAGACUUUCCUAAGAGAGAAAAGACAAAUAUUGACCCUUUAUAAAAUUGAGUGCUGUAAAGCAAGUAGGAUACCUUGUUCUGUCUUGCAUUGUAAGAAUACAUGGACAAGUUAAUGAAGCUGAACGGAUUUAAAUUUAAGAUGAAUCACUGCACUUCAUGUUCAGAAUUUGACCCAAUUUAGAAAUGCGAGUGAAACUUAGGGAGGCAGACUGUCUUUGUGUUUGCCUCUCUUAACUGUUUUUGCUUUCUGCAGAUCCAUCUGGUUUUGGUCAGUGUCAGACUGAGGACAUUAAAAAGGAUCGUCUUCUGCUCUCAUCCAGCUUGAGUUAAUGCCAGCAUAUAAGCUAUUGAAAGGAUAGAAAAUAGUUUCUAUGCACGAAAAUGUGAAUUAGAAUGCAGUAAGCCUUUUUAUUUCUUAUUUGUUUUUUCCCACAAAGGAAUGAUCUCUUCUGCAAAAAAUAUCAAGAGCUGUAGAAAGCACAAACACAAAGAGUAGUGGGAGAUGUUAUCGAUGAAUGUGUUGAUUUCUUAGUAGCCAUCUUUCAGUGCUGAAGGCUCACUGCAUGAGGGAAUGAGGAACUGGAAUCUUGUCUGAUCCUAUUAUUUGCUGACAAGAUAUUCUAAAACAACUUUACUGGUUAAAUGAGCUUUGAUAUUUACUUGCUCAAGUGUAAUUAUAUCAGAUAUUACUGCUAAAAUCAAAGUUACCGUCAAAAAGCUGCUAAACUGCUAUCUUUUAGUCAGUUAUGUUUCUUGGUGUAUGAGAAUCUAAGUCUUUUUUCCCUCUGGUAUUUAUACGGUAUCUCUUAGCCUGAGUCUGAGCACUGAAGUCCAGAGUCCUUCAGAGGACAUUCCGUAUUUGUAAAGCUUAUAGAUGAAAGGGAAAUAAGUAGUUCCAAAAUUUUUACUGUCACUUCAUUUUGGAGGCAUUUGGUUGUACAAAGGAAAUACAUUUUUCUUUACUUUUGCUCUUAGAUAAUAACUGUUCAGACUUUAAAAGGACUUUUCUUAAUCCAAAUCAGAGGGAUGAAGGAAUUGAAGACGACCUAAAAAUCUAAUAAAAACAUUCUCCUGAUAGCCUGAAGAUGCACAUGUCUGCAUACAUAUCCAUAUGAACAGAUAUGCACACAUAUAUACACACUGCAAAAAUCUGGCCAGAUUACAGGAAGAGAGGGAGCCUUGCUAUCUCCCUUCACCAUUUAAAGUUAACAGUAUGUGAAAUGUGUCACAAAUACAGUCUUUUCUGCUCUUCAACAAGUAAGAUGUGACCAUGCAUUAUGCUUACCCAUUUCUCUUUGCCACCUGCACCCAUACUUUGUAUUUUGAUAACCUUUCCCUAAUUAAAAAAAAAAAAAAAAAAUUACAUGCCAUUUGAACAGUCAGUACAUGUUUGCCAUGUUUCCUUGGAGAGGUACAUAAAUUUUGGAUCAAGUAUUGUUUUAGUCCUGUAUUCACUCACUUGAUGAAUGUCCUUCUGCAGCAUAAUGUGGAUUAUGGAUGGCUGGGUAGUAAGGGGAAAUCUUCUCAGUGGAACGAGGUAUGAUGUAGUACUAUUGAUCUCAACAAUCAGAAAGUUUCAUUUUUUUUCUGUUAGGACAGUGGAUUUCAACCUGUGGUCCUCAAGACUGCUGUGAGUCUGUGACCUGUUCAUAAAGACUCAACAGCAGGUAAGUGAGAAAAGUAAAUCUCUUGCUAGGAUUCAGUUUCGUAAGAGCUUGUACCUCCAUUGAAAAUUUUAGGGGAUGACCACAUGAAAAAAAAAAAGUUUGAAAGCACUACUGCAUACAAAGAAGGCCAGUCACACCUGCCAAACAAAUGUUUCUGCUGCUGAAGUAGCUAUGGAUUUAUGCAAACUUUCUUCUCUGCUCUUCUAUAAGGUCAGGUUUUUUUUUCUUCCAACCUGUUCAUUGUCAUGCAAUAGAAAUCUACCUCCCUCUCAUUUAUUCUUAAUCAGAGUACAAAGUGCAGUGUUCUGUUAAUCAGAACACAAGUGUCAUUCCCUUUAUGUAAUCUUGCUGCCAGAGGGCUUGCUUUAGAUGUUCAACACGAUGGAACUAUGCAGGAGAAAUGAGGAUUGUAGAAAGCUGUGAGUUUGCUUGUUUUGGAGUAAUUCUGUUUAGUCUUCCACAAGAGCCUACGCCCGUACUCAUAGAGCAGGGGAUGGCUGUCUUGAGGUGCCUUUGUGGCCAUCCAAGAUAUACCUCUAGGCAGUACGGUGCAUUUCCUGAUGGAGGAGGCAAAGGAGGCUGCCAUAUUGCUGAUCUUCCCUAGUACCUCCCAAGGGGAGGGCAGGCACUUGAGGGGCAGUUCUAGACUCGAGGGUGGCUCCUCCAUUCCGAGCUCCAGCCCCUCACAAACAGAGCGUGGGGCAACGCUGUGCAGUAACCAUGGAGACACUGCUGGUGCUGGUAGUGCUGCUGGGCCUGGUGGGGUGCUCCGCCGCCCCUGAUGAUGAGCCUGGGCCGCUUCAUGUCACCGGCAUGUGGGUGACAGUGCCACGACAGCUGAGCCCCCGGGCUGACACCAAUCCCCUGACUGUCUCCUACUGGCUGGAGGUAGAGGGGAGGCCACAGGUCCUGCGCCUGCGGCCCAGGAAGGGCCUGGCCUCCCAGCCUUUCACUUUGGUCACCUACAGUGAGGACGGGGCACGCCGGGAGGAGCAUGUCUACGUUCAGGACAACUGCUUCUAUCAAGGUGAGGUGCAGGGAAGUCCCGGCUCUCUGGUAGCCCUCGGCACCUGUGGCAGGGGUCUCCGGGGAGUGCUUUGGAUGGAAGGCAGCACCUACGAGAUCGAGCCCAUCCCUGAUGAUCCAGCCUUCCAGCACAUGCUCUACCGCAUGGAGGCAGACAGCGACCCUAUGGGCCCCACAUGCGGCCUGACCCCCGCGGAGCUGCAGUACCAAAAGACUGUGCUGCCCUGGCUUCAGGCUCCACGAACAGAGGAGAAGUACGUGCUGAAGGACUGGUGGACGCACACCAGGUAUGUGAAGUUAGUAGUGGUUGUGGACAACGUGAGGUUUGUGAGGUCGGACAGGAAUGAAUCCAAAGUCUUGAGGCAAGUCCUAGAAGUUGUCAAUAUUGGGGACUCUCUGUAUGACCAGCUUUCUGUUCAACUGUUCCUUGUGGGACUGGAGAUCUGGACCAAAAACAAUCUUAUAAACAUUACUAACUCUGUAAACAAGGCACUUGCAGACUUUAACAAAUGGCGAAAAACAGACCUUUAUCCACGGAUGCACCAUGAUGCUGCUCACUUAUUUGCAUUUCAGGGCUUUGGAAAAAGCCUGGGAUUGGCAUAUCUGGGGUCCAUAUGUGACAAGCAGUGGUCAGCAGCAGUUGAUUCCUUCACCAACAGGAGGCUGUCUUCAUUUAUUGUCACAUUUGUCCAUGAGCUGGGCCAUAAUCUUGGGAUGCGCCACGAUGAACGGCACUGUAAAUGCAGGCGGAAGAGGUGCAUUAUGUACGAAACUGAAUCUGACACCGAUGCAUUCAGUGACUGCAGUUACAAAGACUACUUUGACCUGCUUGGGACUGGUGGUAGCUGCCUGCGUCAAUCACCAGCACUUGGCAGCUACUACACUUUGAAGCGUGAAUACUGUGGGAAUAAGAUAGUAGAAAGCGGAGAGCAGUGCGACUGUGGUUCAAAAUCAGACUGCAGAAACGAUCCUUGUUGUCACCCUAACUGCACGUUGACUGCAGGUUCAGUUUGUGCUUCUGGAAAAUGCUGCAAGGGCUGUCAGAUCCUUCCAGCAGGAACACUCUGCAGAGCACGUACCGGUAACUGCGACCUGCCGGAGUACUGCAAUGGGACCUCCCCUUGGUGCAAGCCAGACGUGUACGUACAAGAUGGAGCCCCUUGCGAAGAUGGUGCCUACUGCUAUAAAGGAAAAUGUUCUUCCCACGGUAAACAAUGCAAGCAUCUUUUUGGCAAACAAGCCAGGCCUGCUCCUUUAGACUGCUUCAAAGAAGUGAAUAGUCGAGGUGACCGUUUUGGAAAUUGUGGUAUUCGUAACGGUGUUCAUUUUAUUAAGUGCAGUGUUGAGAAUGCCUUAUGUGGUAGGCUACAGUGUGAAAACAUACACAAGUUGCCCCCUUUGCAGAACCACAUAACAGUCAUCCAAACCCCUGUUGGAGGUAAAAAGUGUUGGGGUCUUGACUAUCACAUAGGGAUGCCUGUAGCUGACUCUGGGGCUGUGGAAGAUGGCACGACAUGUGGCAGCAACAAGAUUUGUAUUGAAAGGACAUGUACCAACAUUUCAGUGCUGAAUUAUGAUUGUAACAUAACAAAGUGCCACAACAGAGGAGUGUGUAACAAUCUUAGGAACUGCCACUGUGAGUAUGGUUGGGCUCCUCCGUAUUGCGAGCGGGAAGGAUUUGGAGGUAGCAUUGACAGCGGGCCCCCUCCAGCCAAGCAGAUUUUUCAGAGAUCAAGAAUAGGACUAGUUGGCCUUGUUUUUCCUGUUGUUCUCGGAGUUAUUCUUGCCCUAUAUUAUAAAAAGGAAAUAGGGGAAUGGAUUAUGAGGGAAAGGCCUGAUUCCACAGGAGGAGUUAGUGGUUGUUUCAAAUACUGCAAAUGCCAGUAGUUGCUAUAUAACACCUACUGCUGAGACAAAAUCUACUACCGUGCACUUCGCAAAGACCAACAAAGCUGUGGCUUUGGAGGCUCCUAAGAAAAUCUCUGGUAGCCCUUCAGCUGAUACCUUAUCGAAAUAAUUCAACACGUUCUGAGUUGUUACAAUCCAAUGCAACGUUAUUAAACAGAUUAAAUGUUAUCUCUGUUUAUUUUAAGUUAAUAAAUGCAGGUAAUAAGG
This is a messenger RNA of Phasianus colchicus (ring-necked pheasant), 6456 nucleotides long. RefSeq names its product disintegrin and metalloproteinase domain-containing protein 21-like. Gene Ontology annotation, cellular component: plasma membrane; external side of plasma membrane; sperm head plasma membrane. Gene Ontology annotation, biological process: proteolysis; male gonad development. Gene Ontology annotation, molecular function: metalloendopeptidase activity. Lineage: Eukaryota; Metazoa; Chordata; Aves; Galliformes; Phasianidae. The record is from RefSeq and is a predicted model, not a curated record.